This is a messenger RNA of Gekko japonicus, 2109 nucleotides long. RefSeq names its product T-lymphoma invasion and metastasis-inducing protein 2-like. Gene Ontology annotation, biological process: activation of GTPase activity; positive regulation of axonogenesis; small GTPase-mediated signal transduction. The transcript is spliced from 5 exons. Gene Ontology annotation, molecular function: guanyl-nucleotide exchange factor activity. The record is from RefSeq and is a predicted model, not a curated record. The annotation marks the transcript as partial. Gene Ontology annotation, cellular component: synapse; membrane. NCBI's taxonomy places the organism in Eukaryota, Metazoa, Chordata, Lepidosauria, Squamata, Gekkonidae.
GCUUGGUAACCAGCUAUCAAGAUAAUGCUAAGGACAUCGCAAACUGCUGAUUCCAUCUCCUGUUGAGCAGUUCCUCAGUGAAAAAUGGGGAAUUCAGAAAGCCAGUACAGCCUUCAGGGAACAAAAAAUCAUGCUAAUGCAACAUCAGGUGCCAAGCAGAAGCCUUGCUCUCUCAAAAUCCGCAGUAUCCACGCUAAGGAUGAAAAGUCCUGCUCCUCACAUGGAUGGGGUCAUAGCAUCAAUGGUGCAAAUUACAAAUCCCGAUCACUAGCCAGAAACUGCCUUUCACAUUUCAAAAGUGCUCAGCCUUAUUCUUCUAGACUCGGGGACACAGUGGUGAAAGUGUCUAAGAACAGCAUGCACAACAAACAUCGAACACAGACCUCGGGGAACUACAGCCAAGGGUGUAAUAAUGCUGCCUUUUUGCCAGAGAAUGGUUUUCACUAUAUCGACGUUGAAGCUAAAAGUAACCAUGUUGCUUCCAGAGAAUGUAACGGGCACUUCUUAAAUUGCUAUGGGAAGAAUGAAAGCCUCGCAUCGACUCCACCAUCAGAUGAUCGAAUGAGCCCAAAGGUCCUUAUUAAGACACUGGGGAAGCUGGAUGGGUGCUUAAGGGUUGAAUUUCAUAACAGCAGCAGCAAUAGCACUGUCUCCAGGGAGGAAUCCAGUGGACCAGUACAACUGUUACGGUACUCACCUACUGAGUCUGAAAGGAAUAACCUACUUGAAGUGAAGGAUAGUUCUAGUACAGAUUAUGCUGGAAGCCAUUGCCUGUCAGCCUCUGACUCAAGACUUAGAUCCAGUAAAGGGAGCUCUAUUAGCUCCGAGUCUUCUUGGUAUGAUGCUCCCUGGGGCAAUAAUGGAGAGAUAAAUGGAAUGGAUGGGCCAUACAUAUCCAGGAGCACCCCAGAUACAAGAAUUCAAGUCAGUUUUCCCCAGAAUGACUGCAAGAAACCCUUAAACCAAAGUGCAUCUCUCUCUUCUCUCCGUGACAUGUAUCAAGAUACAAGCCUUAGGAACUGUCAGAUUGGACUUUCUGCAGAUUACAUCAACACUCAUGUCAGUUUAAGCAACCGUGUUUCAUUUACCUCCGACAUAGAUGUUCCUUCCAAAGCAGACCACAGAGCACCUCCACAGUACUCUUCCUACACUCUUCCAUGUAGGAAAUCUGCAGCCCUAAAUGAUGAGGCAACCAAGAAAGAAACAUUAAAAAGCCGAAUGCGUCGGAUCAGUGACUGGACAGGAAGCCUAUCAAGAAAGAAACGAAAGCUUCAGGAGCCGAAAUGCAAAGAUUCAAACGAGUACUUUGACAUUGGAAUUGAGAGUCUUCCUACUGACUCCCUUGCCCCUUCCCCAUUCUCUGCUUCUCUGUGGUCGCCGAGUUCUGGUCAGAUUUUCCCCCAGAGAAGUGAAUCUGCCAAUGCCAUCAGCAGCGAUUUCCUGAGACAGAACAUUUAUGAGAACUUCAUGCGGGAGCUUGACCUGAGCAAGACCAACAUUGAGCACCCAGACACUUCAACAGAAACGGAAGACUCAAGCAGCGAAUCGCUGAGCUCCCUGGAACAGUUGGAUCUGCUGUACGAGAAAGAACAGGGAGUUGUCCGCAAAGCUGGAUGGCUGUUCUUCAAACCUCUUGUGACUUUACAGAAAGAGAAGAAACUUGAGCUGGUCACCCGGAGGAAAUGGAAACAAUACUGGGUAACACUAAAAGGAUGCACCUUGCUGUUUUAUGAGACUUACGGGAGGAAUUCCAUGGAGCAGAACAGCUCACCUCGAUAUGCUCUGUUUGCAGAAGACAGUAUAGUGCAGUCUUGUCCAGAACACCCCAAGAAGGAGAAUGUUUUCUGUCUAAGCAAUUCUUUUGGAGAUGUCUACCUGUUCCAGGCUACAAGCCAGACUGACCUCGAAAACUGGGUUACAGCAAUACACUCUGCUUCUGCUUCUCUCUUUGCUAAGAAACAUGGGAAAGAGGAUACAGUCAGACUUCUGAAAAAUCAGACCAAGAGCCUCAUCCAGAAGAUUGACAUGGAUAGUAAGAUGAAAAAGAUGGCAGAGCUACAGCUCUCAAUUGUUAGUGAUCCGAAAAACAGGAAAGCCAUCGAGAACCAG